CCGGCAGAAAAUAGGCGGCGACCUCCAUGGGGCGGUGAGUGUUUUGCUCACGUGAUACUCAUAUCCCCCUUCAAUAUGGGAGGCAGCAAUGCGACUGAAUGACUCCCCAACUUCCAACAACGUUGAGAGACCGCUAGAUUAUGGGCCUGCCGCAGGACUACGGACCACCCGACAUGGACGAGACGACCGUCACUGUACCAUUUCCAGCCCCAACAAAACAGGUGGCGGGAGAGAUCAAUGGCGUAAAGACAGACGUGAUGUACAUGUCUUUCUCCGACAAAAUCAUGAUCACAAUCACACAGAAUGGCAAAUUGUCACAGUGGGUAUCUGUGCCCUUACUGAGCGACAAUCCGACACAAGCAGAUCCUUAUUUCCAGACUGCCCGCUCUGAAGAUGACAGUCUUCUUCCGUCCGCUCGCUUCUCGCCUCGCGUGCUUCUCGGCGCCGGUGGUCCUGACCGAGAGGCCCUCGGCCAGCUCUACGCGUCUCAGAUCGCAAAUGCUAUAGUCACAAAGUCGCCAGAGGAAAGUCGGUCGUUGAUGCUUGGGCUGGGUCUGGCCAAAGCCGACCUAGACAGAGAUGUGUUCCUGCAGGUCAUCGACCUUGUCUUGUCUGUGCUAUGAUGUGGGCG
Molecule: messenger RNA, 631 nt
Organism: Exophiala viscosa
Lineage: Eukaryota; Fungi; Ascomycota; Eurotiomycetes; Chaetothyriales; Herpotrichiellaceae
Exons: 2
Coding region: 141-623 (160 amino acids)
Biological process (GO): proteasome assembly
Source: RefSeq, a predicted model, not a curated record